Messenger RNA from Ixodes scapularis (black-legged tick), 471 nucleotides. RefSeq names its product glycine-rich cell wall structural protein 1.8-like. The record is from RefSeq and is a predicted model, not a curated record. NCBI's taxonomy places the organism in Eukaryota, Metazoa, Arthropoda, Arachnida, Ixodida, Ixodidae. The coding region runs from base 1 to 471 and encodes 156 amino acids. The transcript has 3 exons.
AUGCCUAGAGCAGGUGCUUUAAAGGGGUAUAAAAGGGAGCAAGCUCUUUUCCAGAAUCACUCUGCUUCAAUCUUGAAGAUCGUGCAUUGUUGGAUAUCGUCGCCAGACCUGAAAAUGAAGGCCUUCUUCAGCGCCACCGUCUUCGCGCUUCUCCUUGCCGUGGCCACGGCGGGACACCUCAAGGGUGCCCUCCUCGGCGGUCUCGGCGCCGGUGCCCUGGGCCUUGGCCUGGGCGCUUUGAGCCACGGUGGAGGCUUCAAGGGGGGCUUCGGCCCUAGCUACGGAUACGGUGGCGGCUUUGGUCACGGCCCCAUUUACGGAGGUGGAUUUGGUGGUGGAUACGGUGGCAGCUACGGCGGCUCCUACUAUGGCACCUACGGAGGAACCUACGGGGGACACUACGGAGGUGGCUUCGGUGGCCUCGGUUUGGGCCAUGGCGUUGGCCCCGGCUUCGGUGGAUUUUACGGAUAA